Messenger RNA from Schistosoma rodhaini, 3560 nucleotides. NCBI's taxonomy places the organism in Eukaryota, Metazoa, Platyhelminthes, Trematoda, Strigeidida, Schistosomatidae. The record is from the annotation of a GenBank genome assembly.
UCUAUCGAAUACAUUUCCUUAUACCGAUCAUUUUAUCUACUGGAUGCCUAUUACUUAAAGCGUGAAUAAAAUUAGUAAUAAUAACUAGUUACAGGUUGUGAAGAUAGUUGAAAAUAUGACACACAGUGAAAUAUCGACUCAGACUGUAAGGAUUCUCAAAUAGUAAAGCAGUAAUGAUGACCCCCAGCUAUAUAUGGUAGAUCUUCUGAAAGCUCAUACAAAUGCAAUUAACAAUAACUACAACUGUCAUUUUCACGAUGAGUGUAAUAUCUUAAAUAAUGAUAUAAGGCAUAGUCAGACUUGUAAACUCUCAACUUAUGGGCUAUAAAAAUAGGCAUGACCUGGAGAUAGUGCACCCUAUUCGAGUAUAUCAAAAAUUUGAAAUCUGACGGUAACUUUUGCAUAGCAUUGUGAUAAACUGAACAAGGUAGUCUUCACGUGGUGCUAAGCGGAUAAAUAUAAUGUAUAAAAUGCGCUGAAUAUACCUGAACAAUGCUUUUAUUCUUGGAAUUAUUCGCAAACAACUCAUAAAUCAUUUCAGGUUUCUUUAGAAGUGCAAUUAUACACACGUUUCAAUUAUGUCUGCAUAAUAUUAGCCAUAUUAAAACAGGUUCUGUAGAACUUAGAAGAAUAUUGAGUUGACUUUAAAGGGAAAAAUAAGGAAAUGGAGGAAUGAGAUGUGAUUUAUAUAAAUAAUUCAAUAAGUAUCUGGUGAGACCAUAAUUUGUGGAUGACCUUUGAGCGACGCUAAAGUGGCAUUAAGAAUGUCCACCUACUGACUAGGGCUAAAUGAGGGCUUUAAACCUGUGUGAAGAAUAAGGAUUGUGAUUUACAGUUGAUGGUUAGAGAUACGGAUUAGAUUGGGUUUUUUUCACGACAUUACAAGCUGCUUGUGUAGGCUGGAAUUGAGUGGAGAAAAUGGAGAGGUGGUCAUUCUAUAAUAUGGGACUUUAUUAUGAAAGUUGUAUGGGACUCGGAGAUAUCAGUCUAUCAUAGCUCCUAAGUUGGGAUCAUAGGGAUAGUGCAAUUUAGUGGCUUGCAAAGUUGUCAGGUAUGCCUCAGAAUUGGAACCAGUGGCUAUUUUAUCAUAGCUUCCUGUUAAAUUCUUCAUUUAACGGAAAUGAACUUUUCAAAACUGAGGGAGAUAUUUCAGUAAAUAUUGUUCUUGAUAAUCGAUUACAUAACUUUCCCCUGCUGUCUCCUCACAAUACUAUCGCUUCGUUUAUUGCAUAUUUUUUCGGUCCGCUAUCAUACUGGUCUAGGAUCACUUAAAGUGAGUGUUGAUAAUGGAUCCUUUAAUUAGAAGUACGCUGGUCAACUGCUUUCUGUAGUGAUUUUGAAGCGUUUGUGGUUGUGGAUUAGAAGUACAAUAAGUUUGUGACUUUUGGUUCUUGAAAGUGGUGUUCCAGUUGAAAAGUGGUUACUGGUAUUUGUCUAUACCUGUAAUACCCGUGAAUAAAUUUUUAAUAAGCCAUUAUAGGACGUUUUAAUACUACUAUAUUAUGUUGACUCUAACAAUAUCAGUCGCAGAAGCCUGAGCCAGUAAUUAAAACCGUUUCGUAGAAAGCCUCAAACUUGAGCAGAAUUCUGUCUUUGGAGGUUGGUUUUGAAAUAAUGAAACCUCCAACUAUGUUCUGACAUCCAACGGCUGCCUAAUUUAUACCAUUUUCUGUUUUUUGACAUUUUAAACCAGUACUAUUGAAAAGUUAUUACACGAAUACCGCACUUAUUUACUCGUACAUUUCUCAUCAGGUUCGACAACAUAUUUUGCAUUAUGCUACUCGAAAAGAUUUCUGUCUUCAGUUUUCACAAGUACGUAUUAUAUAUAUAUAUCAACCAAACUUUAUCCAUUUAUGCUUCCUAUCUGUUUUCUGUAAUGGGCAUAGAUAACUAAUCAUAUUUCUUCAUUGCACAAUCAUUUAAAUAAUAAGGAUAACACUCAAACAUAAACACAUAAGUCUUACGCUUAUAUUUUUAAUUAUUCAUGGAUUUUCUCAAUAACCCAAUGAUAUUUUAUGGUUAAUAAAAGUAAAGUCACGAAUGAUUGGCCAGUCUAACCUUAAACUGAUUUUGUUUGGUUUUAUGUGUGUCUAAUCGUAAGAUAAAAGAACAAAAAACAAAUAAGUAACAGAAUAGUGGCCUCAUUUUAUAUGCAGAUUAUUCACUUGUUGUUUACCAUUAAUUUAUUUGAUUUUUCUGACUGUUUUAUCUGGUUAUCAUUUUAAAUAAUAUUGAGUACUAAAAUAUACCCCGAUUAUUGUGGGAGUAUAAUUAAUCUCAUUUACUUCUGAAGCUUAACAGAAUGGAUUUGUAAUCUUUACUCCAGGAUUAUUGUCUGUUAUUUGAUUUGAUUUAAUGCUGUUGCUUAUUAAUCUAAUACGACUAUCGCAAUCUUUUUCGCUUCUUACUUCUCACAUCUCUUUAUUUGAAGCGGGAUUACUUUUUCUAUUUGGUCAUUCAGUUCCUGUGUUUACUUCUCGUAAUUAUAAAUAAUGUGCAAUAACUAUUCCUUAUCUUUACCAUUCAAAUUAAAGGAUAUUGAAGAAUAUUUUGAAGAAGUUGAACAUCUAUACUCUGAAUUGAAAAGCAUCAUGAAUCAGUGCACUAAUCAAAACUAUCAUCAACAACAGGAUCAUUAUUGCAACCCAAAAUCAAGAACUUAUCAUUUAAACCAAUUUUAUAGUUGUGAAAAUAUGCUCGAAUUACGUAAAAAAUGUCAUCAUUGGUUACAUCGUGUUUCUCACUGUGAAGUAAAGGGUUUGAAAAUACGUGAAAAUCUACUUAGGAAAAAUUCAAAUCAGUCAUGUACAACUAUACAAGAAGAAGCUACUACAAUAAAAUGUGAUACAUCAUCGAAAACGGGGACAUGGGCUAAUGCAAGUGAUGCGUAUGACUUACCAGUUGAUUAUGUCUUUCAUAUAAUUACUUUUGAUCGUAUACUCAUUAGGUUAACUGAGGCUCGUACCGAAUUAAGACAGUACUGGCGUGAAUACAUGAAACGAGUACGUGUUGCAUUUCUGAUUGAUGAUGUUGAAAACCAAUAUUACGAAUUUACUAAUCUUGCCAGUACAUGGAAUAAUCUCAUUGAAUCCCUAGUUGAUUAUUUACCAAUUAAAAUGUCCAACUCCUCCGCUUUAUCUCCAGUACAUCAACAAUAUUAUAAUCAAUCAUCAUUAAAAGAUGAUAAGGAGAACAGUUGCAUUCCUAAUAAUAAUAAUUCAUCAUGUUCCCCUUCACAUUUCAUCAUACUUUCUGCAUUGAAGAAUGAUGAUGAUGAUGAUGACGAUGAAACGGAUACAUCGUUAAGUAAAACAAUAUUGGAAAGUUUAGAAUUACUAUCUUGUCGUAUAUUGGAAGCGGAAGCCACUGGUAAUCGAUUAUUAACAAGAUUGAAAGAAUUAGAUAAGAUUGCAAGCAAUUUUAUUUUAUUUAUAAUUGAUAAUGUGGAAGAAAAAGGAGUGUUACUAAACAAUUCUGAUGAGAAAGACAAUUAUCAAGGCGUACUUUUGCCUUUGUUUGGUUAUGCGGCGGAUCUGGAAUUGAGAUUCCAGUGCCGCUAA